Molecule: messenger RNA, 5057 nt
Organism: Camellia sinensis
Lineage: Eukaryota; Viridiplantae; Streptophyta; Magnoliopsida; Ericales; Theaceae
Gene: ATRX
Product: P-loop containing nucleoside triphosphate hydrolases superfamily protein
Cellular component (GO): nucleus
Molecular function (GO): ATP hydrolysis activity; ATP binding
Source: RefSeq, a predicted model, not a curated record
GUGUCGGGUUCGGCGUUUCUAUGUCCUGAAGCGUGAAACCAAAACCAAAGCUGAAAAGGGGACGCAAAGGAAGAGCUCAAUACAUUGCCCUAAAAACCACGAUCGAAGUCGUAGAGCAUUGCGAUUGCGAAUGCGAAUGAAUGCGAAGCAGACAUAGGUCACCCGCUUGUGAAGUCCUUGUCUUCGUGCUUCAAUCGACUCACUGAAAUUAUUGCUUGAAAUCUUAAGAUAUUUAGAAGGCCUGUUUUGUAAUAUUGUGACUUAAAUAAGAGAUGGAGAAUAAUGACGGGGUAGUGGAUGAUGUUGAGAGUGCUUCUAGUGAUUCUUUUAUUGACGACUCAGAUGAUGACGGACCUUCAGUAUCUGCAGAAGAUGAUGGAUUGCAUCUUGAGGCAUCCUUAACCGAGGAAGAAAUAAAUGAGCUAAUUGCUGAACUGUUGGAAGUUGAGAGCAAGGCUGCAGAGGCUCAAGAAUCACUCGAAGAUGAGUCACUAGCAAAAGUGGAGGUUGAAGUUCGGCAAGAAUUGGCGCAGUCUCUUCAGGAAGAUGAUCUUGAGAGGGCUGUUGCUGAUGAAAUGGCAACUUUCAGAGAAGAGUGGGAAGCUGUGCUUGAUGAGCUUGAGAAAGAGAGCGCGCAAUUGUUGGAACAACUUGAAGGCGCUGGUGUUGAACUCCCUAGCCUCUAUAAGUGGAUUGAAAGUCAAGCUCCUAACGGUUGCUCCACUGAAGCAUGGAAAAGAAGGACCCACUGGGUAGGAUCUCAGGUUACCAGUGAUGUGACUGAAUUUGUGUCGGAUGCUGAAAAGUAUCUUCAGACACACAGGCCUGUCAGAAGGCGACAUGGCAAAGUAUUAGAGGAGGGUGCUGGUGGUUAUUUGGGAAACAAACUUUCUGUCGAUGAGAGAAAGGAAGCUAUAAUGGAAAAUUCUGAUGUGGAUUGGUGCUCUUUCAACAAAAUAGUUUCUGGUCAUACAUCUGAGCAGAGUACUUCAUUUGGCAGCAAGCAUUGGGCUUCUGUUUACUUGGCCAGUACUCCUCAGCAAGCGGCAGAAUUGGGGCUCAAAUUUCCUGGAGUUGAUGAGGUGGAGGAGAUUGAUGACAUUGAUGGCGAUUCUAGUGAUCCUUUUGUUGCAGACGCUAUAGCAAAUGAAAGAGAAGCAGAGAAAAAUUUUAGGAAGGUCAAAGAGGAAGAUGACGCAAAUAUUGAUAGGAAGCUUCAGCUUCGUUUGAAACGUAGGAGACACAGAAACAGACACAAACAGGAGGAUAUUCAGAGAGAUAAGCUGAUGGAAGACAAUUCAGAUGGUUUGACAACUGAUGGGGGUAGUGAAGGCGUAAUUGACAAUAAUAGGAAUGAUAUGACAUCCCAGAAUUUAAAGCCAGAUGUAGAUGAAAACAUUGAAAUUUCUGAUGAUAUUGACAAGAGAGAGCCAAUUAGUAAUGGUAGUUCUUUCGUGUUUUCUGAGUCUGCUUUGCCUGAUCUAACUGAACCCAGGGGCUCCAAGCGUUCACAUGACAGUGAGGAACUAGGCACUGAUAGUAAGAAGACUUGCACAGUUAUUAUUGAUAGUGAUGAUGAAGCGCAUAUUAUGGGGGAUAAAUCUACUAUUUGCAUUGAGACUGUAUUGGAUGAUCAAUCUCAUUUGCAAGAAGGAUAUGCAGAUGAUUCUCUCUGUGCUGGUUCUACUCAUUCAAAGAGUUCGACUGAGAAUUUUCACUGCACUGCUUGUGAUAAAGUGGCUGUUGAAGUACAAACACAUCCACUUUUGAAAGUAAUUGUCUGCAGGGAUUGCAAAUGUUUAAUUGAAGAAAAGAUGCGUAUAAAGGAUCCUGAUUGCUUGGAGUGCUAUUGUGGAUGGUGUGGAGGAAACACGGACUUAGUGAGUUGCACGUCAUGUAAAGUGUUAUUCUGUAACACGUGUGUGAAGAGGAAUUUAGGUGAAGAAUGCUUGUUAAAAGCCCAGGUCUCUGGUUGGCAAUGUUGUUGUUGCUCUCCAAAUAUCCUGCAGCCGUUGACUCUACGGUUAGAGAAAGCCAUUGGAUCUGGAGCUCCGAUAGUGUCUAGCUCUGACAGUGAUUCAGAUAAUUCUGAUGCAGAUAUCACUGUUGCUAUCAGCUCCAAAAGAAAACGGAAAAAGAAUAUCCGGAGAAUCAUUGACGAUGCUGAAUUAGGGGAAGAGACUAAAAGGAAAAUUGCAAUUGAAAAGGAACGCCAAGAACACCUCAAGUCUCUGGAAGCACAGUUUUCCAGCAAGGCUGUGUUUACGAGUUCUGUGAACUUCAGUGGCAAUUUACCUGAAGGUUGUAGUGCUGAAGUGCUGGGUGACGCUCUUACGGGUUAUAUAGUGAAUGUUGUGAGGGACAAAGGUGAAGAGGCUGUGAGGAUUCCUCCAAGUAUCUCGGGCAAACUAAAAUCCCAUCAGAUUUCCGGGAUACGAUUUAUGUGGGAGAAUAUCAUCCAGUCAAUUACAAAAGUGAAGGCUGGGGAUAAAGGUCUUGGUUGUAUUCUGGCUCAUACCAUGGGCCUUGGUAAAACUUUUCAGGUCAUAGCUUUCUUGUAUGCUGCCAUGAGAAGUGUGGACCUAGGAUUAAGAACUGCGCUAAUUGUGACGCCAGUGAGUGUCCUGCACAACUGGAGGCAAGAGUUCAUGAAGUGGAGACCAACAGAGUUGAAGCCUCUGCGUGUCUUCAUGCUGGAAGAUGUUUCAAGGGAGAGGAGAACUGAUUUGCUUGCCAAGUGGAGGGCUAAGGGUGGUGUCUUCUUGAUUGGUUAUGCUACUUUUCGAAAUCUUUCCCUUGGAAAACAUGUGAAGGAUCGACAGAUAGCCAGAGAAAUUUGUUAUGCCCUUCAGGAUGGACCUGAUAUACUAGUUUGUGAUGAGGCCCAUAUGAUCAAGAAUACCAGGGCUGAUACAACCCAAGCCUUGAAACAAGUAAAAUGUCAAAGAAGGAUUGCACUAACUGGAUCACCCCUUCAGAACAACCUCAUGGAAUAUUAUUGUAUGGUUGAUUUUGUAAGAGAAGGAUUUCUUGGCAGCAGCCAUGAAUUUAGAAACCGCUUCCAAAAUCCCAUAGAGAAUGGGCAACAUACCAAUUCUACAUCUGAGGAUGUGAAAAUUAUGAACCAAAGAUCUCAUAUCCUCUAUGAACAGUUGAAAGGAUUUGUCCAGAGAAUGGAUAUGAGUGUGGUAAAGAAGGAUUUGCCCCCUAAAACAGUCUUCGUAAUAGCUGUAAAGCUUUCUUCCUUGCAAAGGAAGUUGUACAAGAGAUUCCUUGAUGUCCAUGGGUUCACAAAAGACAAGGUUUCUGGUGAAACGAUACGAAAGAGAAGCUUUUUUGCUGGCUACCAGGCUUUAGCUCAGAUAUGGAACCAUCCGGGGAUUUUGCAACUGAUGAAAGACGAGAAAGAUUAUGUGAAACGUGGAGAUGUGGUUGAGAAUUUUCUUGCAGAUGAUAGCUCUAGUGAUGAGAACAUAGAUUGUAACAUGAUUUCAGGAGAGAAUCCAAAGAACAAGAACGGGUUUCUGCAGAGAAAAAAUGAUAGUUCCUUUUUUAAUCAGGAUUGGUGGAAUGAUCUUCUUCGGGAAAAUAACUACAAAGAUGUUGACAACAGUGGCAAAAUGGUUUUGCUGCUUGAUAUACUUACUAUGAGCUCUGCUGUGGGUGAUAAAGCAUUGGUUUUUAGCCAGAGUUUGUCAACUUUAGAUUUGAUAGAACUUUAUCUUUCAAAAUUAACUCGACAUGGGAAAAAAGGGAAAUGUUGGAAACGAGGAAAAGACUGGUAUAGGCUAGAUGGAAGAACAGAGGGUUCUGAAAGGCAAAAACUGGUUGAGAGGUUUAAUGAGCCCUCAAAUAAAAGGGUGAAAUGCACUCUUAUAUCAACUAGAGCUGGAUCUCUGGGUAUCAAUCUUUAUGCUGCCAACCGUGUAAUUAUUGUCGAUGGUUCUUGGAAUCCAACAUAUGAUCUUCAGGCUAUAUAUCGGGUUUGGAGGUAUGGCCAAAUGAAGCCUGUGUUUGCUUACCGAUUGAUGGCUCAUGGAACAAUGGAAGAAAAGAUUUACAAGCGUCAGGUGACAAAAGAGGGGCUUGCAGCGAGGGUAGUCGACAGACAGCAAAUACACAGAACAAUUUCUAAAGAAGAGAUGUUACAUCUCUUUGAUUUUGGUGAUGAUGAAAAUCCUGAUUCUUUGCCUGGCCUUGUAGAAGAGAAUGGACACGCAACCAAACAAAGUUUGACUGGCCAAGUUGGAAGUUUUCUAAAGCAGAAAAUGCCUCUUCCUCAUGGAAGUUUUUCUUCUGACAAGUUAAUGGAGAGUUUACUGGGCAGACAUUACCCAAGAUGGAUUGCAAAUUACCACGAGCAUGAGACCCUUCUGCAAGAGAACGAAGAGGAGAAGCUAUCAAAAGAGGAACAAGACAUGGCGUGGGAAGUAUACAGGAGAAGUCUAGAAUGGGAGGAAGUGCAGCGAGUCCCACUUGACGAAUCUGCAUUCGAGCUCAAGCCAGCAGUUCCAAAUAUACCCCCUCCCGUUCCAGACAGCAGUAAAACCACACAACCACCUAAGGGCAGUUUGAGAAAUCGUUUGGUGCAACGUAAAUGCACGAAUCUAUCACACUUGUUAACGCUCAGGAGUCAGGGCACGAAAGUCGGUUGCUGUACUGUAUGUGGGGAAUGUGCUCAGGAGAUAAGCUGGGAAGAGUUGAAUAGAGAAGGCAAAUCGGUAAGGUGAAGUGGUCGGUUGUCCGAGAACAAUGCAAUCAAUUUUGUUGAUGUUUGUUGUAAUGUGAUCGGACCCUUUUUUUGUAAAGGGGCUGUUGUAAGUAAAAGUUACUAAAUGAACAAACUAUACAUUCUUUUUGACGGGUAUAAGUUGUAAAAAAACUCCCAUGUUCUUACUUGAAUUGUAUCUUUGCUAUAGGUUCACACUUUUGUGUUCGGUGUCCGUAGUUGUAAAAGUCCUGCUUAUAGGAGUUGUGUCUUGUAAAUUUUAAGAAUUUAAAUUUUCCAUAUUUUAAUGAUAUGGUAUGGAAAGAAAUAUUCAGCAUCAUUUAUUUAA